AUGCCUUCCAUCGGCCGCGUUCUCGUCCUCGCCGUUCUCGGUUUUUCCUUCUCGGCCCGGGCCAUUCCCGUCCCUGCGGCUUUCACUGGCGUCGAGGUUUCUGGCACCGAUGACACUGACCACGAGUCCGACGCCUUCGGGCUCGAGGAUACUACCGAGGUCACGGACGAGGACGUCGACACCAGCGACUACGAAGUCGAUUUCCAGGAUGUCGACGAGUUAGAGCGCCGUGCUCUCGCUAAGACCAAGGCACCUGCAGGGCCCCCCGCGAAGGCUCCAGCCAAGACGAGUGCGAAGGCUCCGGUCAAGACGAGUGCGCACUGCGAAGGCUCCGGCGAAGACGACCACGAAGGCUCCUGCCGCUCCUGUCAAAACUUCCGCGGCUCCCACCAAGGCCAACGCAUGCACGGCGAACAAGUUCAAGCGCACAUACAAGCGGGAGCAACUUUUCUCCGAUCUAGACUUGAAGAGGCGCGCCUCCGGCCAGGAGGCAGGCUCGUGACGCCGGCCGAGGCCUCCGGCUCCUUGGACCUCGCCAAUUUCUCCUCAAACGGUGGCGCCACCGCCGCGAACGGACGUGGGGUGUACGUGUCCGACGACAAGGCCACCGCCAUCGCGUUCGCGAACAGCGACGCGAGGCAGAACAAGGGCACGUUGGCCGUGCUCUGCGCGAUCUUCGCUAAGACCUCGUCGGGCUGGCGCACCCGGGGGACCCGCAAGGUGUCCCUCCCCUCGACCCUCGUUGGCAAGGGCGUGAAAGAGGCCUCGCGCGCACAGGACCUCAAGGAGGUCGCCCCCGACGUCACCGCCAACAACGUCGCCCGCCUCUCGCCCCCCGGCCUCAAAUGCGCCCAGAUGGUGCUCCCCGUCGACCUUCUGGCCCAGUUCACGGCGCGGUGCGUGCCGGCGACCGCGGCGGCGCUCCCCGCCGGCUCGGGCACCUUCCCUGCGUUCGCAUACGGCGGCACGGCGCUCCUCAAGUCGUGGGGCAUCGCCCCCGCGCAGAAUUGCAAGCCGUGA
Molecule: messenger RNA, 1020 nt
Organism: Epithele typhae
Lineage: Eukaryota; Fungi; Basidiomycota; Agaricomycetes; Polyporales; Epitheliaceae
Exons: 6
Coding region: 1-1020 (339 amino acids)
Source: RefSeq, a predicted model, not a curated record